This is a messenger RNA of Coniophora puteana RWD-64-598 SS2, 1790 nucleotides long. RefSeq lists its product as uncharacterized. The transcript has 2 exons. The coding region runs from base 93 to 1790 and encodes 565 amino acids. Lineage: Eukaryota; Fungi; Basidiomycota; Agaricomycetes; Boletales; Coniophoraceae. The record is from RefSeq and is a predicted model, not a curated record.
CCAGCUCGCAUUUUCGUUUUCGUUUUUUCUCUCUCUUCGCCUCGCUCUCACGUCGCUCCCCCGUACCUCGUCUCUCCCUGUUUUUCUCCGCCAUGGCUCCUCGCCUCCCCGUCUCUGCUCGGGCCACCUCUCGCCGGUCUGUCACCCCGACGCCGUCCAGCGUCCUGGCUCACUCUGGGACGUCUGGACCUGCUAGUCCUGAGGAGGACGAGCCGUUGUCGGACGAUCUCAUCCUAUCGGCGGCUGACAACGCCGCUCCUGCUCUCGCAGAGGCCUUUGCCCCUGCACCUCAGCCGCAGGCAUUUGACGACGGGGAUGCUCCCUCAGAUCCGGCGGGGGACACUCCUCCCCCCAGCUUCGGGGCCCUGGACCACCCAGGGGCGAAUUCCACGCGUCGCCGCAUGCCAAGUUCAGACUCGGCAUCCAUCGCUCCUCCGCCGAAGCGUGCCAAAGGGAAAGAGAAGGCCGCGGCUCCGCCGUCAUCACCAGACGGCGACUCCCCCCAUGCCUUACCACAUUCCUUGCCGCAACGAGCCCGCGUUCACUUCGCUCACCCAAUCGGGCGCUCGGAUGCCCCGACCUCGUCGAUCUCGGGCACUCGCAUUAUUCACGAAGGUGCGCCGCCUUCACCUCAGGGCGGUUCCUCCGUCCGCCUCCCGGCCUCUCGCGAGUCCUCCCCGGCUCCUGCGUCGGCGCCCGGGAUCACCUUCUGGGACUCCCUCUCGAAUGCUACCCGCGAGCAGUUCAUAUCCAUGGUCUCCGACCAGGCGAGCCGCACCUCUAUGCUGGCGAAUGCCCGCGCUCCUUCUGCCCGGUCUCCCCUUCCCCGCGGUUCCCGUGCUGCUAUGCCCAGGGCUCCUGCGCCCUCAGCGGCUGCUGCCCACUCCACGUCCACUUCGGCGCCCGUUCCGCGUGCCUUGCCUACGGCAGGGAGGCUACUGAGUGGCCUUACUCUGCCGGACCACCCGCUGGCCAUCGCCGCCAUCCAGGCGGGUUGGACCAAACAUAUUCCACUCACGCUGCUUACCAACGACACUUUACGCGGCCUCAAGUGGUCCAAAUCCACGGAUCGCACCACCGCUACCGUCUCGGACUCGGGCGUGCUCACUCUCCUGCCCUCUACCUGGACUGCGGAAGGCGAACAUGCGCUGACGCUGCCCGAGUGGAUGCAGGCGUUCCCGCGCCUCAUCCGACUCAUCCGCCUCUACUUUCCUGAGGAGCCGGACAGUGGUUUGGCGGCGUGCUGGGCCCAGAUCUGGCAGGAUCACUAUGACGGUAUCCGCCUGCACCCGGACGUUUACAAGCGGGGCCGCUGGCAGCUAUUCUUAGCGUACGAUAUCGAGUGCCGCCGCAUUCACGCGGCCGGUGUCGAGGACUUUGAUCCCUCCACCUUCCAGGACCGGGUCUGGAACCGUAUCGUCACGGAUUUCAACCUCGACCACUCGGUCGAGCGCGCCACUUCCUCCUCCACCUCCGGGACCUCGUCCUUUCGCGCCUCCUCAUCGCGCCCCUCGCGUGCUGCGUCCACUGCCACUCCCGCUACCUCCGCUGUUGCAGGCUCCAGCUCCCAACGCUGCAUCUUCUGCCUCGCCACCGGCUGCCGGAACCGCGCCUGUGGUAUCACCGACACCGGCUACAUCUCACUCCGGGCUGGCAAGUGGUCGACUACUGCCAACGAGCUCGUUUGUUUCGCUUUCAACGGCGCCGCGGGGUGUGCCCGCCAACCCUGCCGCUUCCUCCACCGCUGCACCAAGUGCGGCGCGUCUCACUCAGCUCAGGCAUGCGCUUGA